UGCAGUCCGAACUGGAAGAACCAAAAGAAGUGAACUGAAAUAUUAUAAGAAGAAAAAACACAACUUAAUUCCUACCAGUCUUAUAGAGACUGAAGCAUGAAUGGCCUUGAGCUGUCUCAGAGCUGUGAAUUAUUACCCUGCUGCACCGAUGGGGGGUCAUUGCUGAGCACCAAGGCCCCUCAAGUCAGUGGGGUCAGAGUUCAGCUGGAGAUGCAGGCACUUUGGCAGCAGUUUGACCAGCUGGGCACGGAGAUGAUCGUUACUAAGUCUGGAAGGCGGAUGUUUCCAACAUUUCAGGUGAGAAUCUCUGGGAUGGAUCCUUCUGCUGAAUACGUUCUGCUAAUGGACUUCAUUCCCGUUGACGACAAGCGGUACAGAUAUGCAUUCCACAGCUCCUCCUGGUUGGUGGCAGGGCGGGCAGAUGUUGCAGCCCCAAGCAGGAUGCAUUUCCACCCAGACUCACCAGCUCCUGGAGCCCAGUGGAUGAAACAGAUUGUAUCAUUUGACACCCUCAAGCUCACCAACAACCUGCUGGAUGACAACGGACAUAUGAUACUGAACUCAAUGCAUCGCUAUCAGCCGCGCUUCCAUGUGGUGUACGUGGACCCAGCUCCUAACAGCCAUUUGAAUGCCUACAAGAACUUCUGCUCCUUCUGCUUCCCUGAGACACGGUUCAUGGCCGUCACCGCCUACCAGAACCACAGGAUCACUCAACUAAAAAUUGCAAGCAACCCAUUUGCUAAAGGCUUCAGGACUACAGACCUGCAGGGAUGGGAAAGUAACACAAGCCCCCUUGUAUUGUGCUGCCCACCAGAGGGCAGAGCUGAGCCAAUCACCAUCAAACCCAAGGAACAAGGAAGCUGCAGCUCAAAGACUUCUAUUAGACAUAAAAAUUCAGUUCCAGUGCUGGAGGAGGAGUGUGAACCAUUUCAUCAUGAGAAAGUCUCUGUGGGACUCACUGUGGACAGGAAAAAUGAGAGCAGUUUGACACCGACAGCUUCCUUCCUCCAUAUCCCUUCUUACUGGGACUGUGCUGGAUCAUCUCAUUAAAGAUUUUUCUUUGUUUCUUCGUUGGCGCCAUGGCAGGCUGCCUGUUACUGCAACUCCACUGGUUUGAGCUGCUGUAAUGUUCAAAUUUCCCCACUGUGGGAUCAAUAAAGUUCAUCUUAUCUUAUCUUAUCUUAUCUUAUCUUAUCUUAUCUUAUCUUAUCUUAUCUUAUCUUAUCUUAAUAAAUGCCAAAUGGUGGUUACAACAUUUGUGCAUUGUUUUUUUUUUGUUUCAUUUAGUAUAAAAUAAAAAUCAAAAGAACCAGCCUAUGACUUUGGCAACAUGUAAAUAAUCUUAACAGUUGUAAGAAAAAAACUGCAAUGCAUCAUUUUUUUUAACCUAGCUGUGCACAAUUUUAAAGUGAGAAUGCUCAAUUUACAACACUGAAAACUUCA
Molecule: messenger RNA, 1443 nt
Organism: Austrofundulus limnaeus
Lineage: Eukaryota; Metazoa; Chordata; Actinopteri; Cyprinodontiformes; Rivulidae
Product: T-box transcription factor 10
Exons: 9
Coding region: 97-1050 (317 amino acids)
Biological process (GO): cell fate specification; regulation of transcription by RNA polymerase II; positive regulation of DNA-templated transcription
Cellular component (GO): nucleus; chromatin
Molecular function (GO): RNA polymerase II cis-regulatory region sequence-specific DNA binding; DNA-binding transcription factor activity, RNA polymerase II-specific
Source: RefSeq, a predicted model, not a curated record